This is a messenger RNA of Drosophila takahashii, 2099 nucleotides long. It is a transcript of the gene nebu, whose product is annotated as solute carrier family 2 member nebulosa. Gene Ontology annotation, cellular component: membrane. Gene Ontology annotation, biological process: transmembrane transport; carbohydrate transport. Gene Ontology annotation, molecular function: sugar transmembrane transporter activity. The record is from RefSeq and is a predicted model, not a curated record. Lineage: Eukaryota; Metazoa; Arthropoda; Insecta; Diptera; Drosophilidae.
CGCGCCAUUUGCUAGCCAACAUUCGUUGCGUGCGGUUAAAGAUACAAAGAUACUUCCUCUGCAGUGAAAGAUACUCGCGAGUGCCACUGAGGAAAUCACACGUUACAUAUCCGAAAAAAUAUAUAUCUUUAAAAAUUCCAAAACAUAUCACUUAGUUGGCUAAUUAAAAGUGUAAAAUAAACCAAAAACGAAAAUUUGGCCAGCAACAUGUUUGAUUGUUGAUGCGCAUGCGCCUUAAAGUAUUCUAUGCUACGUGGGUGGCCGACGUGUUAAAGGACAAAAACGCCAGUCAAAGGACAUUUAUCAGACGUUGACGUAUUAUUCAACAUUACUCUAUUGCCAUUACUAGUAAAGUGCAGUGAAAAGUGAACCAAGAAGCGGUUGAAAUUAACCGAAAAAUCACCGAAGAAUAUAGAAAACAUAUCCCCAUCGUAGUUUACUACCGUAAAACCCAACGAAGUUUACAUAAUACUUUCAACAUGUCCACCGCAUCGUCCAGCAACUCCAGCGGCGAGGAGCCCAACAAAAAGUCCGGCUCCAACAAUGAGGAGAGCUCCCACCUGCUGGAAUCCGCCGAGAAUGGAGCCAAAUACGGCUCCAGACAAGCGGUCAAAAUCGUAAAGGCCAGCGAUAAUGGACGCACCAACUCCACCCCACAUGAUCAGGAGAAUUUACUGGGCAACAUGGUGCACACGUCGACGUCGAACGAGUCGCGGAAAGUGACGCAAUAUGUGGCCGCCUUGGCAGCUGCUGGUGGCGCCUUAGCCUGCGGCACCGUCUUGGGCUGGACAUCCCCGGCCGAAACGGAUAUCGUGGACAAGGGCAUAGGAUACGAUUUCGAGGUCGACAAGGAUCAGUUCUCUUGGGUGGGAUCGGCAAUGACCCUGGGUGCCGCCUGCGUGUGCAUUCCCAUUGGUUUCCUCAUCAAUAUGAUUGGUCGCAAGUGGACCAUGCUGUUCCUGGUCCUGCCCUUCAUCCUUGGCUGGGCCAUGCUCAUCUGGGCGACCAAUGUGGGCAUGCUCUACGCCUCGCGCUUUAUCCUGGGUAUUGCCGGCGGCGCCUUCUGUGUGACCGCUCCCAUGUACACGGGCGAGAUUGCCCAGAAGGAAAUUCGCGGAACGCUGGGCAGCUACUUCCAGCUGAUGAUAACCAUUGGCAUCCUGUUCGUUUACGCCGUCGGAGCCGGAGUGGACAUCUUCUGGGUGAGCAUCAUCUGUGGAAUUCUGCCCCUCAUCUUCGGUGCCAUCUUCUUCUUCAUGCCGGAAUCGCCUACCUAUUUGGUUGCCAAAGAUCGGUCGGAGAACGCCAUCAAGUCCAUUCAGUGGCUGCGUGGCAAGGAGUACGAUUACGAGCCCGAACUUGCGGAGCUGCGUGAAAGCGAUCGGGAAACCAAGGCGAACCAGGUCAAUGUGUGGGCUGCCCUGAACCGUCCCGUCACCCGCAAGGCCUUGGCCAUCAGCAUGGGUCUUAUGUUCUUCCAGCAGGUUUGCGGCAUCAACGCAGUUAUUUUCUACGCAUCGAGGAUCUUUGUGGAAGCCAAUACCGGCAUUGGAGCCCAGUGGGCCUCGAUCCUGAUCGGCAUCAUGCAGGUGGUGGCCACCUUUGUCUCCACCCUGGUGGUGGACAAGCUCGGUCGCCGCAUCCUGCUGCUGGCCUCCGGAAUCGCCAUGGCCCUGUCCACCACCGCCAUCGGCGUGUACUUCUAUCUGCAGAACCAGGACAAGACCCAGGUGGAGAGUCUGGGCUGGCUGCCGGUGGCCAGUUUGUGCAUCUUCAUCAUCAUGUUCUCGAUGGGCUACGGACCGGUGCCGUGGCUGAUGAUGGGCGAGCUCUUCGCCACCGAUAUCAAGGGAUUCGCUGGCUCGCUGGCCGGAACAUCCAACUGGCUGCUGGCCUUCGUGGUCACCAAGACGUUUGUGAACCUGAACGAAGGCCUGGGCAUCGGAGGAACCUUCUGGCUCUUCGCCGGUCUGACGGUACUCGGUGUGAUAUUCGUUUUCUUCGCGGUGCCCGAGACCAAGGGCAAGAGUCUCAAUGAGAUCCAGCAGGAGCUGGCUGGCAACCGGUCGACUCCUCAAGCUAUUCCCGCGGAAAAGUAA